GCUAUAGAAGAAAAUGCAGUACCCAAAAUCCGAUUUGAAGAGCUAGAAAAGAAAUACAAAACAAAUAUUACUAAGCUUACUGCUGAGAAUACCAAAUUGAAAAAUAGAAUCACAAAAUUAGAACAAAUACAGACUCUAGUUACUAUUAAGCCUGUGAUAUCUAUAAUGUCUUCACAACAAGAUAUUGUUGAUGAUGAUUUGGCUAGUAGCCUUGAAUUUGUUGAACCUGAUAUAGAAUAUACUGAUGAACAGAACAAUUCUUCAGAUGAUCAAAAUUCAGAAUUACUAGAAGCUUUAGUAAAUGCAUUUACUAGAACUGAGGUAAGUGAAGUAAGUAAUACAAAUGCUAAUGAUAACAAACUACAAUCUUUAAUUACUGCUUUAUCUAAUGAUAAGCUAGAAAAUUUCUCCAAUAACAAUGAAUUCACUAAUGAUAAUAAAGAAGAUGAAAGUUUUUGUA
This is a messenger RNA of Scutellospora calospora, 460 nucleotides long. Lineage: Eukaryota; Fungi; Glomeromycota; Glomeromycetes; Diversisporales; Gigasporaceae. The record is from the annotation of a GenBank genome assembly.